AUGGCAGUACGCGUGCAACACCUCGUCCCCUACAGCAGGAUCAACAGAAAGGUCGCCAAUACUUUAAGGGUGAGUUUCGAACGCGGUCGCUUUCUCGAAUCCGCGCUUUUGAUAUACGCUCGAUUGCUGCCGCCUCAGGACACUAGGAGCAUUGCGGAAGCGCUGAGGAAGACAUCACAACCCUUGACACAGCGAACACAACUCAGUACUGAGGCUGGCACUGGCUUCUCCCAACACCUCACGUGGUCAUUGCAACAAAAGGAGACUCAAAACAGACCACCACCACCACCACCACCACCACCACCACCACUACCUAACGCUGUGUCCAGGCUGGAAUGUGUGACCUCUCUGCCAGGAAUCUCACCGUCUUCUCACACUCUGACACCAAGUACCUCACAACAUCACCUGCAAUACUACACCUCUGAGCCCCCCCGGAGUGUGGCUACUGCGAGGCGCUGCUGGCCUUCACACUCCAUCCCCUGCGCCCUCCUGUCAUUACAUCGCCUUUCCAGCGAAGGCAUUACUGCGAUGGUUAUGCGGCUUUUGAGGGGAGUAGCAGCCGCCCAUCGCUGGGAAGGACGCGCCUCACCCUGGCGGCCCUGCUCGGUCCCUUCCACGACUCGCAGCGAGAGAGAGAGGUCGAGGUGCGGUGGUCUCGUGGCGGAAGCCUGAAGAAGGCGGUGAAGGAGUGAAGGUGUUAAGUGUGCAGCUUCCACUUCAUCAUCCCAUGUUGCAGUAAGAAGAGUGUGUCAAGAAUUUCAAGCAGGAAGAACACGUAAAAUUCCCUUCAAGUCAUGGCGGGACCGACAGGCAACCUUCAACACUUGUGGAGGCACGAGAGCUGCAGGCAGUUUCACAAAGAAGAGGUUGCUCCUCACUCAAGUUGAUGCAAGGACACAAGAAUUGGCAAGUGUUGUUGCUCCCAGGCCCUGCUGCAAGAGUUCUCCAGUCCACUCCAGUCUGGGAAGGAAGAAUGUAGCAAGUCCUUCUCUUCUGUACUCAACAACCACCACCACCACCUUCAUUCAGGCUUGGGAUAAGUUUUGUACAUUCCAGCACUUCAGUAAUAAGGAAAAAAAGUGCCAUGUUUAUAUUAUUGUUGUGUAUUUAUUCACUUAACAUUCACAUUAAAACAAUAAACAUUCAGUAUACCAUCUUGAACAUAA
This is a messenger RNA of Scylla paramamosain (green mud crab), 1166 nucleotides long. Its product is annotated as E3 ubiquitin-protein ligase arkadia-B-like. The transcript is spliced from 6 exons. The record is from RefSeq and is a predicted model, not a curated record. NCBI's taxonomy places the organism in Eukaryota, Metazoa, Arthropoda, Malacostraca, Decapoda, Portunidae. The coding region runs from base 1 to 672 and encodes 223 amino acids.